AUGUCCAGCACAUCCCCAUCUGGGCAACUGGCCAGUGACCACCUUCGGCACACCGUGCCGAGGAAUUAUCUGUCCCCCACAGCCGCCUCUCACGGCAACUCAUCAUACGGUACCCGAAACUAUGACAGCUUCCCUUGCACAGAUGCCUCCGUCAACGUCGGGGACCGACCGCCGGCGCAGCUCCGCCUUCGCGGAUACCUAAUUGAAGACGCGGCUGGUCCCAUCUGA
Molecule: messenger RNA, 228 nt
Organism: Colletotrichum aenigma
Lineage: Eukaryota; Fungi; Ascomycota; Sordariomycetes; Glomerellales; Glomerellaceae
Exons: 2
Coding region: 1-228 (75 amino acids)
Source: RefSeq, a predicted model, not a curated record